AUGGGUAUCUGGCAGAACACUCUGGUAAAGAUGGGCGUGGCCCAGCCGGGUCCCAAGAUAACCUCUCAAGAUAGAGCCAUUCUCGAUCUCAAACUGCAGCGAGACAAGAUGAAGCAGUAUCAGAAACGUUUACAGGUCGUCCUGGACCGCGAACAGGAGAUCGCCCGAGAAGCUCUGAAAGCUGGCAAUAAGACACGAGCUCUCGCGACCUUGAGGCAGAAAAAGUACCAGGAACAGCUGUUAGCAAAGACCGACACCCAGUUGAUGACCCUCCAAGAACUAGUGGCAACGAUCGAAUUUACCCAAAUACAAAACACUGUGCUACAUGGUCUUGAAAUGGGUGCCGAUGUGCUCAAAGAAUUGCAUAAGGAGAUGUCUAUCGAGAGGGUGGACAAGUUGAUGGACCAGACUCGGGAAGGCAUCGAAUAUCAGAGGGAGAUCGACGAAGCACUCAUGUCAAAGAUGUCCCCUGAAGAAGAGGAUGCCGUACAGGAGGAGCUUGAGCAGCUACAGAAAGAAGCCAUGCCUUCCGUUCCGGAGACACAGCCCCCUGUAUCUUUACCAGAUGCCCCAACCGAGAUUCCGACAGAUUCCGAACCCGCAGCGGAAGAAGGAUCCCGAUCAGAGACUGUCAAGGAAGAACGGGUAGCGCUCGCGGCAUGA
Molecule: messenger RNA, 663 nt
Organism: Cryptococcus wingfieldii CBS 7118
Lineage: Eukaryota; Fungi; Basidiomycota; Tremellomycetes; Tremellales; Cryptococcaceae
Product: charged multivesicular body protein 6
Exons: 7
Coding region: 1-663 (220 amino acids)
Biological process (GO): late endosome to vacuole transport via multivesicular body sorting pathway; vesicle budding from membrane
Cellular component (GO): ESCRT III complex; multivesicular body
Source: RefSeq, a predicted model, not a curated record